Molecule: messenger RNA, 1446 nt
Organism: Perca flavescens (yellow perch)
Lineage: Eukaryota; Metazoa; Chordata; Actinopteri; Perciformes; Percidae
Product: caspase-1-A-like
Exons: 8
Biological process (GO): regulation of apoptotic process; regulation of inflammatory response; proteolysis
Cellular component (GO): IPAF inflammasome complex; AIM2 inflammasome complex; NLRP3 inflammasome complex
Molecular function (GO): cysteine-type endopeptidase activity
Source: RefSeq, a predicted model, not a curated record
AUGGCAGUUGUGUAUUUCUUUUGCUUCAUAUUCCCUCUUCUAGUUGAGCUUGCCAGGGUGAGGGGUAAGUUUGUGGACAAGGUGUCCAUAGCAGUGAUUAAGCAGCUUCUGGACGACCUUUUAGAUGAUGAUGUCUUAAAUGACGGCCAGAAAGACACAAUACUUGAAGAGAACAAAACCACAGCAGACAAGGCACGCAGUCUCGUUGACACAAUAAAGAAGAAAGGAGAUGUAGCCAGCAGGAAGAUGAUCGCUCACCUUUACGAAAGAGAUCCGACACUUCACUCUGAGAAGUGAAGUGAAGCAGAGCAACAGAUGAAACAGGACUGGUCCAACACGCUCAUCUCUACCACCGAGGCAUUCUGGACGGAGAAAAAGAAUAAUGGAAAAACUUACCCUGCUGAAAAAAAUCCCAUCAGGAAUCGUGUGGCCCUGCUAAUCACUAAUAUAAAGUUUACUGAUGAGAGAUACAACAGAAAUGGAGCUGAAAAGGACGAGGAGAACAUGGAGAAACUGCUCUGGGCUCUGGGAUACAAGCUGGUGAAAUACACAAACCUCACAGGAAAGGCAAUUGAUGAUGCUGUAAUGAAGUUCUCUAAACUUCCAGAACUCAAAGAGACAGAUAGUGUGGUGGUGGUUAUCAUGUCUCAUGGGAAACUGGGAGCUGUCCUCGGUUGCAACUGGACAAAAGAUGAUGUUGAGAAACCAGAUGAGUUCCCCAUCAACAACAUUUACAAACACUUGGGCUCAGAGAAGUGUCCAGCGCUGCUGAACAAACCCAAGAUCAUCAUCAUCCAGGCCUGCAGAGGAGAGGAGAAAGGCUCAGUGCUUGUUAGUGAUGAUGCAGUGGUCUGUGAUGAUGUGUCACAGCCAGGUCCACCCCUGUGUGCUGACGAAGAAAACAUUGAUGAUGACAAUAUGAGAUGUGUACACAAAGAAAAAGACUUCAUUUCUCUUCUUUCCUCCACCCCCGAUACAGUCUCAUACAGGCAAAGAAAUAAGGGGUCUUUUCUCAUCCAGUACAUUGUCGAUGUAUUCAACACCUCGGCACAUAAGGAACACAUUGAUGAGUUUUUCCGACAGGUCACGCAAUGCUUUGAAGAGCAUUUCAUUAAAGGCCAGAUUCCGAACAUAGACAGAGUCUCUCUAACAAAGCACUUCUACUUCUUCCCAGCUGAGCUUGCCAAGGUGAGGGGUAAGUUUGUGGACAAGGUGUCCAUAGCAGUGAUUAAGCAGCUUCUGGACGACCUUUUAGAUGAUGAUGUCUUAAAUGACGGCCAGAAAGACACAAUACUUGAAGAGAACAAAACCACAGCAGACAAGGCACGCAGUCUCGUUGACACAAUAAAGAAGAAAGGAGAUGUAGCCAGCAGGAAGAUGAUCGCUCACCUUUACGAAAGAGAUCCGACACUUCACUCUGAACUGGGUCUGGGUCAACCUGUUUAG